Talaromyces stipitatus ATCC 10500 is the source of this 970-nucleotide messenger RNA. RefSeq names its product phosphoglycerate mutase, putative. The transcript is spliced from 4 exons. The coding region runs from base 163 to 867 and encodes 234 amino acids. Gene Ontology annotation, biological process: ribose phosphate biosynthetic process. Gene Ontology annotation, molecular function: sedoheptulose-bisphosphatase activity. NCBI's taxonomy places the organism in Eukaryota, Fungi, Ascomycota, Eurotiomycetes, Eurotiales, Trichocomaceae. The record is from RefSeq and is a predicted model, not a curated record.
ACCUUCAACUUGACAACCUAGCAUUAUAGGACCAUAUUUGAUUGUGACUUCCUCACCAGGUUUCAUUCACAUCUGAUACUACAUACGAUUCCGCUGUGAGCGCUUACGAACAUCAAUUGCCGGGGGAGAAAGUUCAAGAUUGAAUAUUUGAACAUCGACGUCAUGCCCGACAAAGACGCAGGCACACCUCGGGUGUUCAUUGCACGACAUGGAGAAACCGAAUGGACAAAAUCCGGCCAAUAUACCGGCAUCACCGAGCUCGAAUUGACGCCUACUGGAGAGACACAAGUACUCAAUUCCGGUCGUGUUCUCGUUGGCGCAGGCAAACUCAUUGAUCCAGCGCGCAUUGCACGAGUAUACGUUAGCCCGAGAAAGAGAGCACAAAAGACAUGCGAGUUACUCUUUUCAUCGUCUUCAUCAAUAGACUCAGAUAAGGUGUCGACGACGGAGCGACUGGCGGAAUGGGGAUACGGUGAAUACGAAGGGAUGGUGACGAGUCAGAUACGGGCUCUGAGAAAGGAACAUGGUCUUGAUAAUGAGAGGCCAUGGGAUAUAUGGCAGGACGGUUGUGAAGGGGGAGAGUCGGCGCAGCAAGUUACGGAUCGUUUGGAUGAUCUGAUUAAAGAGAUUCAGUCAUUUCACGUCAACCAUAUGCAUGGGGAGUCUGGUCCGGCUGAUAUUGUGCUGGUAGCACAUGGACAUCUGUUGAGAGCAUUUGUGAAACGGUGGUUGGGUUACCCUAUGGAGUUUCCGCUGUCAUUGAUGCUGGAACCAGGCGGCAUUGGUGUUUUGAGUUACCAGCAUCAUAAUGUCGGAGAACCAGCACUGUUCGCAGGCAUGGCUUUCCCAACUCCACCAUCGAAUUGAUUAGAGAGAAGGUAUGAGGGUAUAGACGGUAUAGAUUUAUUCGGAACAACAUAGAAUCAACAUUUAUAGUAUAUAACCGCAAAAAAAAAAGAUAUUUGUACUG